AUGAUUCUUAUUCUGUGUUUGCCAUUCACUGGAGCCCAGAAUGCAAGGAGGAAAAGAGAUACCAGGGGUCAAGGACCAGACAGGACCUUGGUUCAUCUCUACUGUGUCCUCGAGGGAACUAGAAGGAAGACCCCCUUCUUCUUGGCUGACACAGCCCUAAGUCAGGACACAGGCCUUAGGGAGCAGAGUGGGGUUAAUUUCAGCUCCUCCUCGUCCCCUUGCCUUUGUACAGGGCCUGAAGUCCAUGCUUUACUCUGGAUCACAGGAAGUGGGGACCAAUUAAGCCAAUGUGAUUUGGCCAAUGCAGAGACAAGGAACCGACUAGUGGUUUUGCAUGCAUGCAUGUGUGUGUGUGUGUGA
Rangifer tarandus platyrhynchus (Svalbard reindeer) is the source of this 360-nucleotide messenger RNA. The record is from the annotation of a GenBank genome assembly. NCBI's taxonomy places the organism in Eukaryota, Metazoa, Chordata, Mammalia, Artiodactyla, Cervidae.